AUGUAUAAGAAGAAGACCAGAAAAGACUCAGAUGAUUUUUAUGUGUCAGCAGCUAGCGAAAAGAAUGAUGAAGACAAACAUUAUGUGUCAGAUAAUAAAAACAUAUUGAAUCUUUUAACAUCACAUAGUGAACUUAUAAAUAGUAAUGUAGAGAAUUAUUCUUUUAAUGAUAUAUUAAACAAAAAUGAUUUUAUUUAUCAUCAAGAUGUAAACAACAAAAUAGAGAAUACCUAUAAAAAUGUUAAUAAAUAUAAAGAAGAAGAUAAUAAUGUAAUAAUAAAUAGUGACACAAAGGAUAUUCAUAAUAAUUUUUAUGAUGAAGAAAAAGAAAUACAAGUAUUUUUAGAUAUAUCAAAAUUAUUAGAAAGCAAAGAAGAAAAUGAAAACUAUAUUAGUCAAGAUAUAUAUAAUGAUAUUUAUGAUAUGAAUAUAAAUAAAAAUAUAACAAUAUAUCCAAAAAAUUUAUUAAAUGAUAAAAAAAUAAAUGAUAAUAAUGAACAAAAAAUAAAUGAAAAUAAUUAUUAUUAUCAUUAUGAUGAAACACAUUUGUCGUAUGGAUCUAUUCCUUAUGAAAUCAAAGAAAGAAAUGCAUAUAUUCCAUAUGAUUUAAAUAAUAUGUCUUAUGAUUAUUUUUAUAAAGACACAUAUAUCAAUGAACAUGAAAAUGAACAUGAACAUGAACAUACUAAGAUAAAUUCUCUUCAUGAGGAUAUAAAUUUGUUCACUCCCCCUAAAGGCAAACCACCAAAUGGCCAAAACAACAACAUCAAUAAUAAUGAUAAUAAUAAUAAUUAUUAUAAUAAUAAUAUAUUUGUAGAACUCACCAAAACAUUACAUGAUCAAAAUAAUUUGAACCAUAAUAAUUUCGAUCUUACAAUAUACCCUUUUGGAAAUAAAAACGAAACAACAAUAAAUUUAUUUAAAUCAUCAAGUAACAAAAUAAAUAAGGUACAUACUACUAAUAAUAAGAGAAGCGAAUCCAUCUCAAAUAAUAUCAAGAACAAUAUAGAUAGUCCUUCCAUAGACAACAAUAAAAAAAAAAAUUUUUUUUUUUUUGAUGAUGAUAAAGAUAAUGUGUUUUUAGAAAGAAAUAUUUUAGAGAAAAAUAUUUUAGAGAAAAAUAUUUUAGAAAGUGACAAUAAUUUGAUUGAUUAUAAAAAUAAAUAUGAAGAAAAUGUUACUAGGAUAAUAAAAGAUAAACCAGAUCAUUUUUUAAACUAUAAAUAUAAUAUAGAAAGUAAUAAAGAAGAUAUAAAUUGGAAUUUAAAAAAUAACUAUUAUGUAUAUGAGAAUAAUAAAAUUGAAGAAGAACUAUCAACAUGUUUAGAUAAUAACAUAUCUUUAGAUACAUUUAAUUAUCUUUAUAAAAAAUAUAAUGAAGAUACAUGUAAUAUCUAUGAUAAUAAUGAAGAAAAAUCAUUUUUUUUAAAAAAACACAUUCUAAAAGAGACACAAAUGACUAUAAAACAAAAUGAACAAACAAACAAUCUUAUAGAACAAAAUAAUAAUAAUAAUAAUAAUAUUAUGGGUCGACAUAUAAAUUAUAAUAUGGGCUGGGCACAAAACAUGGAACCUUAUAAAGAUAUAUUACAAAGAAAUGAACAGAAUUAUAUAAAUAAUACAGAUAAAAAGAUAGAAAAAAUGAAUGAUAUAAAUAAUAUACAUAUAAAUAAUAAUGCCUCUGUUUUUACUAAUAUGGAUAUACAUAAAAUUUAUUUAGAAAAUUAUAAUAAACAACUAAAAGAUGAUAAAGAAUAUAUGCAAAAAAAUAAUAAUAAUUUAUCUUCUAUAAUAUCUUAUGAACAAAAAGUUUUUAAUCACAAUAAUGAUAUGAUUAAAAUAGAUUCUUCAGAUGUAGCAUAUAAUAAAACACAAGCUUUAUAUGAUAAUCUAAAUAAACAAGAGGAAUUCAUAUCCUCAAAUAUAUGUACAUCUAUUAUUAAUUUUAAUAAUGAUAAUAAAAAAAUAAAAGAACUAGAUAAUAUAGAGCACACAAUAAAUAAUUUAGAAAGUAGUACAAAAAAAAAAAAAAUUAUUAGUAUGAAUAAAGAAAAUGACAUCCUUGAAAUGAAUGAAAUGGAUGAAAUGGAUGAAAUGAAUGAAAUGAAUGAAAUGAAUGAAAUGAAUGAUAAUCAAAAUAAUGAUAAUAAUAAUAAUAAUAAUAGUAAUAAUAAUAAUAAUAAUAGUAAUAAUAAUAAUAAUAAUAAUAGUAAUAAUAAUAACAGUGGUGAUAAUAAUUAUUUUAACAUAUCUGAUGAAGAAAAUGAUUUUUUUCAUUCUUUUAUUUAUUUUAAUAAUUCUAGAACUUGUCAAAAUAAUAAGACAUAUGAUACAAACCAUUGCAUCUACAAUCAUUGUUAUAAUAAUAUAAAUAAUGAUAAUGUGUGUAAAGAAAAUCUUUAUAGUGAUGAAAAAACAAAAGAUCUAAUGUGUGUAUUAAAAAAUAAGGUUUCAAAAAAAAAUAUUUCAGAUGAUGAGAAGAUGAAACAAUUUUUUUUUUUUUAUGAACAUAUGAAUAAUAAAAAUGUAGGAGACAAAUACGAAAAAGAUAAUAAAAAAAAACAUAUUCAUAUGAAUAAGAUACAACAAAAUGUUUAUUAUAAUAAGGAGAAGCAAAAAGAAAAUGGAUCGGCAUAUAAUAAUAAUGUGAUGAAUGACAAAAGAAAUAAAAUGGAUUCUUCAUAUGUAACACCAAAUAUAUUUUUGAGAUAUAAAAAUGGUAAUAUUAAUAGGAAUGAUUAUGUGGAUGGUCCUACGAAUGGUCAUAUGAAUGAUCAUGUGAAUGAUCAUAUGAAUGGUCAUAUGAAUGGUCAUAUGAAUGAUCAUAUGAAUGGUCAUAUGAAUGGUCAUAUGAAUGGUCAUAUGAAUGAUCAUAUGAAUGGUCAUAUGAAUGGCCACAUGAAUGAUGAUAUACCUUUUUAUAACAAUAUACAUGUUAAUAAGAUGCUGCAAAAAUAUUUAGAGCCACAAAAAAAGAGUGCAAAUAUUUUCGAAUCCCUUAAUUCUUUUAUAUACAACUUUAAGAAUAACGAAAAAAUUCACAACAUAAAAAAAAAAAAUAACAACAAUAUAAAUAUUAAUAGUAUUUAUAAUCUGCUUGAUCAGUAUGAUCAUGAGGAUGAGAUGGAGUUAAAUAAAUUGGAUAUUCAUAAAAAGAUAGAUAAUAAUAUAAAUAAAAUAAUUAACGAUACAGAUAAUAUUAAUGAAUUCAAAAAAGAUGAUCAUAAUAAACAUGUUGAUAAUAUAAAAAUAAAUAAUAUGAUACAUGAAAAAGAUAUUUACGAUGAUUUGAAUAAUUAUAAAAAAUAUAAUAAAAAAGAAACCAUGAGAAAAAACGAUGAAAGCAUUAACCUUAUUUCAUCUAAUGAUCAAAAUAAAAAUAACAUCAACCAUAUAAAAAAUAAUAAAUGUUAUUAUUAUAUGAUGGAUCCUUUUGUGUCUACAUAUACAAAAAAUGAUACCAUGAAAAAGGAAAAAAUGAUCCAUCCUCAAAUAAAUAAUAACAUGCAAGAUAACAAAAUAAAUAAUAAUGAAGAACAAAAAAUUGAUCUUAAUAAGGUAGAUGAAGAUAAUAUUAUUUUAACCAUUAUAUGGAAUAUAAAUAAUAUUUCUCUCUUAACGUGUAGUAACAAUAAUUUUGUUGUCUCACCAGAAUUUAAGACACAGACAAAAAUGAAGGAAUUCUUCAUACUAUUUAAUAUGAACAAUAAAAAUAAUGAGGACACCAAAAAAUGUGAUGACACCAAAAAUAAUGAGGACACCAAAAAAUGUGAUGACACCAAAAAAUGUGAGGACACCAAAAAAUGUGAAGACAACAAAAAAAGUGAUGACACCAAAAAAUGUGAUGACACCAAAAAAUGUGAAGACAACAAAAAAUGUGAUGACUCCAAAAAAUGUGAUGACAACAAAAAAUGUGAUGACAACAAAAAAUGUGAUUACACCAAAAAAUAUGAUGACAAUAAAAACAUUUUGGACACCAAAA
Plasmodium gaboni is the source of this 3982-nucleotide messenger RNA. The record is from the annotation of a RefSeq genome assembly. NCBI's taxonomy places the organism in Eukaryota, Apicomplexa, Aconoidasida, Haemosporida, Plasmodiidae.